UUUGUCCAAAAUAGUUGGAUCGGUGAAAAAAUCAAAAAGUUCAAAAAACCUUUAUAGAUUACAAACCAGUUCAUCAGGAUCUGAAUUUUGAUUCAAAAAUGUUCAUAGCCAGAUUGAAGCCCUUAUAUUACAUCAGCGACAAGAUUGUCGUCAGAAAUUUGAGGAAUAGCAGGAUAGUUAGUCCACCAGCCAACCCUGGCUUGAGUAGAAGAAUCAAAGCAUUUAAAGAGGACGGUCUCAAGAUAGAAGAUGAUGAUCCUGAAGAAUUCAUUGAACGAUCAGACAGUGACUUUAAAAACGUUGGAGAGGCGUAUAACGAGCACAUGAAUGAAACACUGAUUGGCAAAUAUGAGCUACGCCAUCAAAUCGUCAAGGAUAAGUACUUCAAGGAGAAUAUGCCCAACCUUUUGACUUGGAGUGAGAAAGAACAAAUACGACAUUUGGCCAAUACAGAGCCAGAUGAGUGGACCCCUGAGAGACUUGCAGAAAGUUUUCCUGUUACUGCAAGUACUGUCAAGAAAAUAUUAAAGUAUCCCUGGAAACCUGCGACAGAAGAACGCAUAGCUCGCCAUGAUGCUUCAGUGAUGAGAAAUUGGAGGGAACUCAAAGAAGGUUCUUUAUCAAUAUCUGAAGAGAUCAGACAGCAUUUCCUUAAAUUCUCUGACAGAACUAUCCCACCACUAAAUGCAAAAUCUAUCAAAAUUGAUGUAACCCAAGACGAAAAAAUGGGAGAAUUUGAACAAAUAAUAAGGAGAUGUGCAAACAAGGAGACUGCAGAUAACACAGAAGAAGAUACCACCAACCAAGAAACAGAAGUUGAAGAAUUUAAACACAAAAAACAAUUUAAAGACAAAAAGCUUAUGACACUAGAUCAACUCAAGGACAAAAUAAAAAAUCGCCUAGAUAGUGGCAAUGAAGUAGAUAUCAAUGAUGAAAUUAUUGCAAACACUGUUUCUAGCAAAUCUGUUCAAACUAAGUCCGAUUUAAAUAAUGAAAUUGAACUCCCUGAUGUAAAAAAUGAAUCUAAAGCAGUAACAGGGUACAAAGAAAACACACAAAAUGAAAAGAAUAUUAUGGAUUAUCCAGAGAGGAUAAGAAUUCCUAAAAAGGCUUAUAAAAAAGGUGCUACAUAUAAAGUUAAUGAUUGCUACUAUGAUCAUGAUGGUAGAUUCUUGUACAGAGUUCUAGGAAUGUCAAAUAAUUAGUAUUAAGAAUAAAUGAGAAAUAAAGAUAGAAAAUAAAACAAAUUUUAUUUGAAGCCUUAUAUUUUUUAUAAAAAUUAUAUGCAUUUCAUUAUACUUGUCCAUCAAAAUAAAAUAACUAAAAUUUUAAUACAACACAUAUACACCCAUUUGGUAUGCAAACAUUAUUUGCAAGUCUUUUACUUUGUAAUCGUAAUUUUGAUCAGAACCCCUUAAUUAAAUAUUGCAGUUUUCAUAGACCUUUACAAAAAUACUCUUGAGUGACUAUCACCAUUGUACAUGUUGUAGAACAAAAAAUAUGGCUUGAAACAAUCACUAUAGGGCAGCUAAAAUUAUUAAA
Messenger RNA from Ostrinia furnacalis (Asian corn borer), 1542 nucleotides. RefSeq lists its product as uncharacterized. NCBI's taxonomy places the organism in Eukaryota, Metazoa, Arthropoda, Insecta, Lepidoptera, Crambidae. The record is from RefSeq and is a predicted model, not a curated record. Gene Ontology annotation, cellular component: nucleus. The transcript has 3 exons. Bases 99 to 1205 code for a protein of 368 amino acids.